Molecule: messenger RNA, 2223 nt
Organism: Adineta ricciae
Lineage: Eukaryota; Metazoa; Rotifera; Eurotatoria; Adinetida; Adinetidae
Source: the annotation of a GenBank genome assembly
AUGUCAUUCCAUCGCAAUACCGUACGUACCCGAUCGAUUAGUACUGGUCCACAUCAAUCAUCUCGAUUCUAUUCCAACGAAUCUGAGAGCGAUGACUCGUCUCGAAUUGAUUACAUUCCAAGUAUUCUACCCGAAAUAGCAAAAAUCGUACGAAAAUUAUUACCACAAGAAACUCCAUUACACGUGCAUGUACGAAAUGUCGAAUAUAUUGAAAAUGGAUGUCAACGGUUAAAUGGCACAUUGUAUAUGACAAUAUUUCGUUUGAUAUUUGCACCUGACAAUGAUAUAGAUAGUAAUAAUCUUAUUGCAUCAGGAAAUAGAUACAUAGGCGAAUAUGAUAUCCCAUUAGCAUCUAUCUAUAGAAUUAUCGUUGCACCUGUUGAUUCUAGAUCGGGUUUUCGAUCGUUUCUAAAUGAAAAUCAGAUUCAAUCGGAAACUCGUUCGUUCACAAUCAUCACUCGAGACUUCCGAAACUUAACAUUCUCAAAAUGUUCAGUAACAAAAUCGAAUUCUCUGGGAAGUAAACAGCAAACAUCUACAUCACAAAUGGAAAAGUACAUCAGUUCGUUACAAAUUCAAUAUCGUUGUCAACAUAAAGAACAAUUAUAUCUCUUCCAUCUGAUACAAAAACCUCCAGCGAAUAAUUUAAAUUCUCGACACCCACGUAGCCGUGCAUUGUCACCAAUAACAUCUUCGUCAAGUGGUCGAUCCGCCGAUGAUGAGAUCGCUGACUUUUGUUUGAGCAACGAUGAACGUAUAAAAAGCUAUAUGACCUAUCAAGAUUGGAAUGAUGAAUUGUACGAGGCGAAUGAAAGACAGUGGGUGGUUAACCACGCCAAAUUUGAUAAAUCAUAUAUCGCGCGAACUGAAGGACCAUAUGUUCGUUUGACAACUCUAAAUGAACGAGAGAAUCUCGACGAAUUGAUUUGGCAUUGGACUCAUACACCUGACGCGUCAGUCGAUCAUCGUCAGCAAUACAAUAGAGAACAAAUGCAAUAUAUGCUUAUCACUAUACCCGAUAUAGGCGAGAUCACCGUUGCUGGAGAUCCUUUUCGCCGAAAUGACACGGAUGCUAGUUUAACUUACUCGCAUCACUAUAUACAUGAGAGAACAUUUCAUCGAUAUAACUUAGCAAAAUUUCCGUGCAAUUUAAAACGCUUGCAAACUACUUAUGAGAAACUACUCGAAAUAUGUACGAUGUCUUGUGACGAUGAUGAUGAAAAAUGGCUAACUAAACUUCAAGCAUGCAAAUGGUUGAAAUACGUUUCGAAAACAUUGCACGGCGCUGCUUCACUUGCUAAAUUGUUAAAUUGUAAACAUAUUGAGCUGGCAGGAAGUGACACAGAUAAUAAUUGUUUGAUGGCAUCAUUAAUUCAAAUAUUUCUUCGACCGCAUUGUCGAACGAUCAAAGGUUUUUGUGAGUUAAUUGUUCGCGAAUGGAUCGUUCGUGGUCAUCCAUUUCGGGAACGCUUUGGUCAAGUGUUGUCUGAUGUGUACGGUUCACCGGCACAAGAAGCACCAGUGUUCCUUCUCUUUCUCGAUUGUGUAUAUCAACUAAUCAAUCAGAAUCCAUUUGCAUUCGAAUUCACUGAAUACCUUUUACUCGAACUCUAUCACAAUGUUUGCUAUUGCUACCAACAUACCUUCGCUUUAAAUUCAGUUCUCGAACGUCUCGAUGCAAUCAGCAAUUGUCCAAAAUCGCGUUUGAUUCUCUCCGCGUUUGAUUUUUCACUAUAUCUGCUUCCUGAUAUUGUUCGUCUGUUGAAAAAUCAUGCAGCAUUGAUUAUUCCUCCAAGAUCGGCUACUUCCAUAUCACAUACGAGAAGUAAGUCAUCCACUGAACACUCACCAGGUCGUUUUGUCUACCGUCUUGAAAAACCUAAACCACCGAAUUACGUUCGUCAAAAUUCAUUGCCAUCACCAAUGUUGGAUUCCGAAUACUAUGAAUACGAUAAUAUCGAAGCGCCACAAACAUUUAUCCAUAAUUUUCAAGUUGAUUGGCGUAUAUUCAAUAUUGUCUUAUGGUCGAAAUGUUAUUGCCGUUAUGAUCAAAAUUACUUUCCCAACCUCUUCGAACGACAAUUAUCGUUUGAAAUCAGUUGUCUACAAGACGAUAUCAAACAUCUGCGUGCAAAAUCUCGACGUCAACCUCCCAUAGACAGUUUCCAUUCGAUUCACUAUACCAACUCGUGGCAUCCACAGAUGCUCGAAACUCACGUGUGA